UGCACCGACUAGAAAGUCCAGUUUCUCAAGGAAGAUCAAGAAAACAACCGGGAAUCCUGGAGGCAAUAUGGACAUGAGCAGUAAACGGUGGGCGGUGGUACCAAAUGAAGCGCUGGUACCCUCUUGCAGAGUGUUCAGCAGUAAGGAUGAGGUGCGGAGGAGCUGCCUGGAGAACCCUCUGUCUGCUGCCACUAAGGCCAUGAUAAGUAUUAAUGGAGAUGAAGACAGCGCUGCAGCACUGGGACUGCUGUACGACUUCUACAAGCUCUCUCCCAGAGAGAUGAAACAGACCUCCAGGGUGGUAAAAACCACAGAACCUGCCACCAUUGAACCUGAUAACUGUGGCAGCUUGGAGAUUCUAGAUCACCAUCUCCAGGCUCUCAGCUCAGUGCCUGUCAAUCUCUCCCUGAACAGCACCACCACAGAAGGUCAGGAUUCCAAACAUGAAACUUCUUCUCUCACAGGAAAUGGCAGAGAAGGAGAUACAGUCGGAGGCAGAGCUCUAGCUCUGGUUAACUCAGAGGGCCACAUGUCCACGGGGGUGUCCUCUUCUGGAGGCUCUUACAGAGAACAACCUGGAGAUCUGAUAAGGAUGGGUCAUGACCAGCACCGCUAUGAUUUGCCCUUUGCUGCAUACCUCAAAGAUGAACACAGAAACUCUUCAGACAGCCUGUAUGAAGAUGCUGUGGAAACAGAGAUUUACCCUGAAAGUCCGUCCUCAGGAGUUGAAGAUCUCCACUACAGCCAACCAAGUGACAGUUUUCAGUAUUGCCUGGAGGCCAGCAUGUCACAUCGGCCGCGGCAGGGGGAAGGACCCAUGGCUUACCUGAACAGGGGCCAGUUUUAUGCGUUGACGCUGUCAAAGACCUGCUGCCCAUCAUCCCUGCACCAGCCCAGAGACAGAGAACGAAUGAAUGGGCUGAAGCUGCCAGACAGGCCUGGUAUGAAAUCCAGUAGUGAGCUGCAGCAGGACAGUAUUGUACAGAGUGUUAUCAUGAUUGUUUUUGGAGAAGAGAAAUGCAGAGAUGAGCAGCUGAACAACUGGAAAUACUGGCACUCCCGACAGCACACUGUAAAGCAGAGAGUCUUGGAUAUUGCUGAUUGCAAAGAGAGCUUCAGUAUGAUCGGAAAUGUGGAGGAAAUUGCCUAUAAUGCUGUCUCCUUCACAUGGGAUGUGAGUGAAGAAGCCAAGGUCUUCAUCUCUGUGAACUGUCUAAGCACAGACUUCUCCUCGCAGAAAGGUGUAAAGGGAAUGCCCCUGCUAAUCCAGAUAGACACCUACAGCUACAACAGCUGCAGCAGCAGGCCCAUUCACAGGGCCGUCGCUCAGAUCAAGGUCUUCUGUGACAAGGGUGCUGAGAGGAAGCUUCGUGACGAGGAGAAGAAGCAGCUCAGGAAGAGGAUGAAAGGGAGAAACAGCAAAUCAGGGCUGACCUCUCCUAUCAGUAGGGCUGAUCACACGCUGUUAAAAACUGUGAUGGACCUGGACUCCCAUCAGCCUGUCCUCUUUAUCCCCAACGUCCACUUUGGAAACCUGCAGAGAGCCGGGCAGGUGUUUGCCUUCAACACUGAGGAGGUCAACAGAGACAGGAGUGUUGUUAUGAAAAUGAUGUCACAUCCUGCUGAGAACGAUGCCUGUCCACCCCAGUCCAAGAGGCCCAAAGUGGAACUGGAAAGAAAAGUUCUUCUCUAUGUAAGAAAAGAGUGUGAUGACGUAUUUGAUGCCCUGAUGCUGCACACUCCGACUCUCAGGGCAUUGACAGAGGCGAUCUCAGAGAAAUAUGCACUGCCCAUCAGAAAAAUUGACAAAGUUUACCAAAAGAGUAAAAAGGGGGUCCUGGUGAACAUGGAUGACAAUAUAAUCCAGCAUUACUCCAAUGAAGACACCUUCAUCUUGGCCAUCGUCGGCUCUGCAGACUCCUUGCAUAUCAUUCUGUCAGAGAUCUGAUGUUUGUCAGUCAAACCAUUGUUUUCACCAUGUUAUCUAAACAAAGGUGAAUACUGGCUGUAGCUUUCCACUAGCCAGUGAAGAUAUCCCGUAUGUCUCAAGCAUUCUCACAUGACAGAGUGAAAAUGUGCUCUGCACUGGAGCGAUCGUUUGUCUUAAUGGCUUACACGGAUGAUUGAAUUAUCAGCUAAUCAAUGCAGUGCCUAUUUAUGAGGAAAAAGCCUUGUUCACUUUCUUUGCAGAUCUUUACGAGCCAGAGGAAAUUUACCUCCAAAUACUAAAUGUACCAGACGUUUAUCCAGGUCAAAAAUGAGCAUUCAGAUCAUUUUCUGAAUAUUAUGAACAUCCUCUGUGUCUUCUGCCAUUUAUAAUUUUUAGAUGUAUUUGUCCUUGUGUCACGAUUGAUCCUAAUGUGAUUUGAUUCAGACAUACAUGUGUCCCAGACUGUACAGGAUGAUUAUUCUGCUACUGAACAAGUCUGUAAAUCAUCUCAGUGUUUUUUUAUCGUUUUUCACAUGUUCGCUGUUUUUCCUCUAAAUGAAAAAACUCCUUGCCUACAUGAUUCGUUUUCAAAAGUAGCUGCAGUCUGCCAGGAUGACUUUAUGUCAUCACGUUUACCUUCACACU
This is a messenger RNA of Cheilinus undulatus (humphead wrasse), 2575 nucleotides long. RefSeq names its product grainyhead-like protein 2 homolog. The record is from RefSeq and is a predicted model, not a curated record. The coding region runs from base 68 to 1948 and encodes 626 amino acids. Gene Ontology annotation, cellular component: nucleus. NCBI's taxonomy places the organism in Eukaryota, Metazoa, Chordata, Actinopteri, Labriformes, Labridae. Gene Ontology annotation, biological process: neural tube development; brain development; regulation of transcription by RNA polymerase II. Gene Ontology annotation, molecular function: RNA polymerase II cis-regulatory region sequence-specific DNA binding; DNA-binding transcription activator activity, RNA polymerase II-specific. The transcript is spliced from 15 exons.